Molecule: messenger RNA, 1109 nt
Organism: Coffea eugenioides
Lineage: Eukaryota; Viridiplantae; Streptophyta; Magnoliopsida; Gentianales; Rubiaceae
Product: peroxidase 10-like
Exons: 4
Coding region: 2-994 (330 amino acids)
Biological process (GO): response to oxidative stress; hydrogen peroxide catabolic process
Molecular function (GO): peroxidase activity; heme binding
Source: RefSeq, a predicted model, not a curated record
UAUGGCCAGUAAAACCUUGUCCUACCUUGGUAUCUUCUUCUGUAUGAUGUUCUUGUUUGAGCCCUUAGCUAAUGGCCAACUUGAUUAUAACUUUUAUGAUGAUUUGUGUCCUAACUUGCCUAUGAUGGUUCGUUGGGGUGUUUGGGCAGCUCUGAGAAAUGAUACCAGAAUGGCUGCAUCCCUGCUUCGUUUGCAUUUCCAUGAUUGUUUCGUGAAUGGUUGUGAUGGUUCAGUGCUUCUUGAUGAUACUCCAAAUUUCAAAGGCGAGAAGAAUGCUUUGCCGAACCGAAAUUCAGCUCGAGGAUUUGAGGUCAUUGAGAGCAUUAAAGCAGAUGUUGAAAGAGCUUGCCCGUCAAUUGUAUCAUGUGCUGACAUAUUAGCUCUUGCAGCUAGAGAAGCUGUCAUUCUGUCAGAAGGGCCUUUCUGGCCUGUUUCCUUGGGUCGCAGAGAUGCAUUAACAGCAAGUACGAAAGCAGCAAAUGAGCAGCUACCAACGCCUUUUGAGUCUCUAGAUAACAUUGUUGCAAAGUUUGCAUCAAAUGGUCUCGACUUAAGAGAUGUGGUAGUUCUCUCCGGAGCACAUACUCUUGGUUAUGCUCAAUGUUUCACAUUCAAGAGGAGACUGUUUGACUUCAAAGGCUCCGGUAAGCCAGAUCCCCUAUUGGAUGCUUCAAUGGUUGCAUCCCUGCAAGGCACUUGUCCAAAUGUAGACGAAUCAAAUAGCAAGCUAGCUCCUCUGGAUGUCCAGACGGUUUACAAAUUCGAUAAUGCAUAUUACAAAAACCUGAUGACCAACACGGGGCUCCUGGAAUCUGAUCAAGCAUUAAUGGGGAAUCCAAAAACAGCAGAGAUGGUUAACUUUUAUAGCACGUACCCCUAUCUUUACUCGAGAGAUUUUGCAGCAUCCAUGGUGAAGCUUGGAAAUAUUGGGGUGCUCACGGGCCAAGACGGACAAAUCCGCAAGAAAUGUGGUUCUGUAAACUACUACUACUAAAAGAUUAUGCUAGAGGCCUGGAAUGAAAAGGGCAAGUAGGUCUGCUUGUAUUGAAACUUAUUACUACUUUAAAGCUCUAGUUGUGGAUGACUGCAAGAAUAAGUAUUAUGUUCUU